CUCAUCAUUCUUGACGUUAUAUUUGUUGUCGGUUAAUUUUGGUAACGGAGCGAAUUUGGCACGCUUUUGAUUCAACUUUCCAAACUCAAAAAGAAUCAAAGACUGUUGACUAAAUAUUUCCUAAAAUCUUGUGAGAUUUUAAUGGCUGGAUUUGGAACUGCAAGCAACUUUCCUUGUAUUCAGAUAUAAUAUAUAGUAAUACAUAAUGAAGUGAUUGUUAUUGAGACCAGAGCUAAUUGUUCUUGUUUAGAGAGGAUAAUUGAUUUGCCAUUUUUGAGUUGAGUGAUGGCUGGCCGUGACGAGAGGACGGUGGAGGAGAAGGCGAUCGACGACUGGCUUCCGAUCACCUCGUCGAGGACGGCCAAAUGGUGGUACUCAACUUUCCACAAUGUGACUGCCAUGGUUGGAGCUGGUGUCCUAAGUCUUCCAUAUGCCAUGUCAAGCAUGGGAUGGGGAGCUGGUGUGACAAUGAUGGUAAUCUCAUGGAUCAUCACCCUCUACACACUAUGGCAAAUGGUGGAGAUGCACGAGAUGGUUCCGGGGAAGAGGUUCGACAGAUACCACGAGCUAGGGCAGCACGCGUUUGGGGAGAAGCUCGGCCUAUACAUCGUGGUGCCUCAGCAAGUGGUGGUUGAAGUCAGCACGUGCAUCAUCUACAUGGUCACCGGAGGCAAAUCCUUGAAGAAGACACACGAAUCCUUGUGCUCCGACUGCAAGGAGAUCAAGCUCACCUACUUCAUCUUGAUCUUCGCCUCCGUCCACUUUAUCCUCUCCCACCUCCCCAACUUCAACUCCAUCUCUAUCGUCUCCCUCGCUGCAGCUGUCAUGUCCCUAACCUACUCUACUAUUGCUUGGACAGCUGCACUUGCAAAGGGAAGUGAUGGUCAUGUGGACUAUGGGCCGAGAGGCGAGAACACAAAGGACAACGUGUUCAACUUCUUCAACGCGUUGGGAGACAUAGCUUUCGCGUAUGCUGGACACAAUGUGGUGUUGGAGAUCCAAGCAACAAUCCCUUCACCUUCCAAGAAACCUAUGUGGAAGGGAGUUGUGUUUGCGUAUGUUGUUGUCGCCCUUUGCUACUUCCCCGUUGCAUUCAUCGGCUACUACAUAUUUGGGAAUGUGGUGGAGGACAACAUCUUGAUCGCGCUCGACAAACCAAGAUGGCUCAUUGCUGCUGCUAACAUCUUUGUCUUUGUACAUGUUGUUGGAGGCUACCAGAUAUAUGCGAUGCCGGUUUUUGACAUGUUGGAGACGUAUUUGGUGAAGGAGAUCAAGCUGAAGCCUUCUUUCUGGCUUCGUUUCACUACUCGUACCAUAUUCGUUGCAUUAACUAUGUUUAUUGGCAUGACAUUCCCCUUCUUUGGUGGACUGGUUGGAUUCUUUGGUGGAUUUGCUUUGGCCCCCACUACUUACUUUCUUCCUUGCAUUAUCUGGCUUAUUGUCAAGAAGCCCAGGAAGUUUAGUUUCUCCUGGAUUAUUAACUGGGUGUUUAUUGUAUUGGGUUUGAUAUUAAUGACAUUGGCACCCAUUGGAGGGCUAAGGAACAUCAUUCUGUCAGCCAAGACCUACAAAUUCUACCAAUAAAUUUGUCUGCUUGUUUUUUGUUGUGUUUGGUUGUAGAUAUCGUUAUUGAUGUUGACGAACAAUACCUAAGGAAUUUAUUUUGUUGGACUAUAUAUCAAGUGUCAUUUGUUGUUGGUGCAAAAUUAAAGUUUCGAGUAGUUUUGGUGUUCUUGUUACUACAA
Messenger RNA from Salvia miltiorrhiza (redroot sage), 1745 nucleotides. Its product is annotated as lysine histidine transporter 1-like. Gene Ontology annotation, cellular component: plasma membrane. The transcript is spliced from 7 exons. The record is from RefSeq and is a predicted model, not a curated record. Lineage: Eukaryota; Viridiplantae; Streptophyta; Magnoliopsida; Lamiales; Lamiaceae. The coding region runs from base 286 to 1584 and encodes 432 amino acids.